Molecule: messenger RNA, 3462 nt
Organism: Fundulus heteroclitus (mummichog)
Lineage: Eukaryota; Metazoa; Chordata; Actinopteri; Cyprinodontiformes; Fundulidae
Gene: tpcn1
Product: two pore segment channel 1
Exons: 26
Coding region: 451-2934 (827 amino acids)
Biological process (GO): monoatomic ion transport; transmembrane transport
Cellular component (GO): lysosomal membrane; endosome membrane
Molecular function (GO): monoatomic ion channel activity; voltage-gated channel activity
Source: RefSeq, a predicted model, not a curated record
UAGGGUCGACGCUUCACGGAAGGUAGAAUGGGGCCGGAUGCUUGAAGUUGGGCCCCGUGGAUUAGCUCAGGAGCCCCGAUUUCAUCUUCCCUUCCUGGCGACGGGUGGACAAGUCAAGUGGCGGUUUGCUAUGGAGCGGGCAUGUUGUAAACAGAGAUGCUGGCAGACAGACAGCCCCAGCUCGUUAGCCCGAGGGACGGAAGAGCAGUGAACCGGUGGCAUGUGUUUAAAUCUGUAAACAACCCGUCCCUCGUCCGCGUCUCGGAGCCCAGGCGGGGCUAACUGGACAUUUGACCGGAGACAUCGGCACCUGCAGCCGCUGAAGGGCUCAGCGCAGAGUGCGCAGGCAGACAACUCCAUUAGCUAACAAACAACUCUUCUUGUCGGCUUUUUUUUAAUUAUUAUUAUUUUGUUUCUUUUUCUUCGUUUAUUUAUUUAUUUUUUGUGAGUAUGGAGUCUGACGACGACGUGCCGCUGAUCUUGACCUGGGACGAGGCAAACAGCGGUCUGCUGAUCGACGAGGAGAGCGAAAGAGGAGACCAAAAUGGAGGAGGCAAUUAUGACAUCGUGAACAAUGCCGUGGUCUCCACGCCCGGCGUGCAAAGCAGCAAGACCCAGAAUGCGGCUUUAAAGCAAAGCUGGGAGAUGAACUACCAAGAGGCAGCCAUAUACCUGCAGGAAGGGGAGAACAACGACAAGUUUUUCACUCACCCUCGCAACCCGAAAGCACUGGCGGCGUACCUGUUUGCCCACAAUCACCUGUUCUACAUGAUGGAGCUGGUGACGGGGCUGCUGCUGCUGCUGCUGUCGCUGUGUGAAGCCCCCGCCGUCCCCUCGCUGCGCCUGGACAUCUACGUGCAUGCCACCCUGGAGCUGCUGGCUUUGCUUCUGGUGGCGUUUGAGCUGUGCAUGAAACUCCGCUGGUUAGGCUUCCACACGUUCAUACGGCACAAGAGGACCAUGGUGAAGACGUGCGUGCUGCUGCUGCAGUUUGUGGAGGCCUUUGUGGUUCUGAUCAGACAGACGUCUCACAUGCGAGUGACCCGAGCUCUCAGACCAAUAUUCUUGGUGGACUGCAGAUACUGCGGUGCUGUGCGCAGAAACCUGCGUCAGAUCUUCCAGUCGCUCCCAUCUUUCAUUGACAUCCUCCUGCUGCUGCUCUUCUUCAUGGUCAUAUUUGCCAUUUUGGGUUUCUGCCUCUUCUCUACAAACACAGCUGACCCGUACUUCAACUCUUUGGAGAACAGCCUGGUCAGCCUGUUUGUGCUGCUGACCACAGCAAAUUUCCCUGAUGUGAUGAUGCCAGCGUACUCCAAGAACCGCUGGUCCUGCGUGUUCUUCAUCGUUUACCUCUCCAUAGAGCUCUACUUCAUCAUGAACCUGCUCCUCGCCGUGGUAUUUGACACAUUUAAUGAUGUGGAGAAGAUGAAGUUUAAAUCUCUUUUGCUUCACAAAUGCUCUGCUAUUGACCAUGCCUUUCAGCUGCUGGUCAGCCGGCAGAGGCCGAUGGGCGUGUCUCUGAAGCAGUUUGAUGGUCUAAUGCGUUUUUACAGACCUCGCAUGUCUGCGAGAGACCGCUUCCUCACGUUUAAAGCACUGAACACAUCAGGGGCUCCUAUGCUAAGCCUGCAAGAAUUUUAUAAAUUUUAUGAGGUCAUUGGCCUUAAAUGGAAGCCGCGACGGAGCAGAGAGCACUGGUUUGACGAUCUUCCACACACGGCCUUCCUCAUUUUCAAGGGCAUCCACCUGGUGGUGAAGUCCAAGGCCUUCCAGUACGCCAUGUAUGUGGUGGUGGCUAUUAAUGGCGUGUGGAUCCUGGUGGAGACGUUCAGAAUGGACAGCGGAUACUCUUGGUCUGAGUUUGUCCCCUUGAGCUACAUCGUUUUCCUGACUAUUUACGGCGUGGAGGUGCUGCUGAAGAUAGCGGGUCUGGGGCCGCUGGCUUAUUUCAGCUCCGGCUGGAAUCUGUUUGACUUCUCCGUGACUGUGUUCGCCUUCUUGGGGCUGAUCGCUCUGGCCUUCAACAUGGAGCCGUUCUACUUCAUUGUGGUUCUCAGACCGUUCCAGUUGCUCCGGCUGUUCAAGAUCAAGCAGCGGUACCGUAACGUGUUGGACACCAUGUUUGAGCUCUUCCCCCGGAUGGCCAGCCUGGGACUGACUUUAAUCAUCUUUUAUUACUCCUUUGCCAUUGUGGGCAUGGAGUUCUUUGCAGAUGUGGUUUACCCGAACUGCUGCAACACCAGCACAGUGGCAGAGUCCUACAGACAGAUCAACAAAACGUACGGCAACAAAACGGUGAUGGAGGAAGGCUACUACUAUCUCAACAACUUUAACGACAUCCUCAGCAGCUUCGUGACUCUGUUUGAACUGACUGUGGUCAACAACUGGUACAUCACCAUGGAAGGAGUGACGUCCAUGACGAGCCACUGGAGCCGGCUUUAUUUCAUGACUUUUUACAUUGUGACCAUGGUCGUGAUGACCAUCAUUGUGGCGUUCAUCCUGGAUGCUUUUGUGUUCCGCAUGAACUUCAGCCGCAAGAACCGGGAUCCGGUGGAUAAUCCAGAGGAUGAAAAUGGGAUCGUGUUUGAAGUGGAGGUGGGGAGAGAGGAAGUUUUGGCCACCCUGGAGCUGUACAAACAGACGUGCCCCUCGGUGUCUUCGCUCACUUCGCUGUCUGCAGUCCUGCAAGCUAUGGAUAAGAACGGGCACACAUCUCUGGUUUACUUGGGCCGCCGGUCAAGAACAAAAAGCGACCUCAGUAUAAAAAUGUACGAGGAGGAGAUUCAGGAGUGGUAUGCAGAGUAUUCGAGUGAAUGUUUGCCUCAAGGAGACGAAAACCUAAACGUCGAUCAGAGCGGUCCCGUCGUCGCCGACCCGUCUCCCUCCCAAGAACAGCCGCUGGACUCGCAGGGUGGACGUCACAGCAUUAACUAAAAAAAAGAAAUCACCUUGCCAAGAUGUACAUGCACAGGAAAUGCACAGUUGAGGAAACCCCGGCACCUCCACAUCCACCAGUCGGAGGGAGGAGGGGGGGGGCAAUAAAAACUAUGAGUCUCUUGAAGUGAUGUCUGUGGGAUAAUAAAAUGACACUGUCCUCUUCCUGGAGCCAGAUGGGAGCGUUUAGACAUUGCAAAGGACCCCCGCCCCCUCCUAGACAAGCUACCAGAAAUCUCCUAUUACCACCAUUUCUUUGUGUAUUUAUCAUGACCCAAGGUUUUGUGUACUCUUAACAUAAAUGAAACCUGAUGCCUUGGUUUAACAGUUUCUCUGACCAGUAUUAACACAAUGCUUAUAGUAGAUCCUUUGACCAGAACACUAAACACUCAAAAGGCCAAUCCAACCACUCGCAACGUAAAAGCUUUCUCCUAAACUGAGUCAACGGUCUCCAAUUAUUUUGUAUAAGCUCUCAUUCUGUAACGUUCUUGAAAGUAACAAAUUUUAAUAAACUAUUUAAACAAUGAA